This is a messenger RNA of Limanda limanda (common dab), 2843 nucleotides long. RefSeq names its product WD repeat-containing protein 26. Gene Ontology annotation, biological process: proteasome-mediated ubiquitin-dependent protein catabolic process. Bases 412 to 2241 code for a protein of 609 amino acids. Gene Ontology annotation, cellular component: GID complex. Gene Ontology annotation, molecular function: protein binding. The record is from RefSeq and is a predicted model, not a curated record. NCBI's taxonomy places the organism in Eukaryota, Metazoa, Chordata, Actinopteri, Pleuronectiformes, Pleuronectidae. The transcript is spliced from 14 exons.
GGCGUCAGGACUCCAUUAGAGCUGCAGCUGUUUGGAGAGAAACAACAACAAGAACGGGCGAACUGUCAGGGCCGCCGGAGUGACAGUCCGUCCACAGCCCGACCACGAGCCCUCAAACCUGGCAGCGCAACCUCCAUUUCCCACCCGGAGCUCCGCCGGCUUCUAACCACGGCCGCUCUCGGUGAGGAAACUCUGGCCUCCGCUUCCUCCUCCUCCGACUCGGACACCGGCGGAGCGUCGCCGCCCCCGCGGAAGAAGCACCGAGCCUCGGCGGCGGAGGGAGCAGGAGAGCCCGGGGCUUCAGCAGUUGUUACAGGCCUCUCUGGAGUUGCCCUAGGACUUGCUUCGCACUCUCAAGCCACCUCCGCCAUCCAGUUCAACCGUAGCGUCGUCAACAUCCUCAGCGGCAGCAUGCAGGCAAACGGGGCAGGACAGGGACAAGAAUCCUCGGAGCUUUCCUGCCUAAAUAGUGCACAAAACGGGGAGUCAUCCUCGGCCGGCGGAAGCCACUCCAACGGUCUCCUCUCCAGCACAGACAACGGGGACAGGGUCGGUACCAGUAACGGGUCCUCGAGCGGGCCCGGUUCGGGGACCUCGUCCGCCUCCACGACUUCGGCCUCGGAGGUCGGUUCGCUGAAGAAGAAGAAACGACUCUCGCAGGCGGAGGAAGAUGUCAUACGACUUAUAGGGCAACAUCUCCACGGGCUGGGGCUAAAUCAGACAGUGGACCUGCUGAUGCAGGAGUCAGGCUGCAGACUGGAACAUUCAUCGGCUACCAAGUUCCGCAACCAUGUCAUGGAGGGGGAAUGGGACAAGGCUGAGAAUGAUCUCAACGAGCUGAGAGCACUGAUGCAUUCUCCCAAUGCUAUUGUGCGUAUGAAGUUCCUGCUGCUGCAGCAGAAGUACCUGGAGUAUCUGGAGGAUGGCAAAGUCCUGGAGGCUCUGCAGGUGCUGCGGGGAGAGCUGACGCCUCUCAAGUACAACACAGAUCGCAUCCACGUUCUCAGCGGGUACCUGAUGUGUAGCCACGCUGAGGAUCUGAGGGCCAAGGCGGAGUGGGAGGGCAAAGGCACCGUAUCACGCUGCAGACUGCUGGACAAAUUACAAACGUACCUGCCACCGUCUGUGAUGCUGCCCCCACGGCGGCUGCAGACCCUGCUGCGGCAAGCGGUGGAGCUGCAGAGGGACCGCUGCCUGUAUCAUAACACCAAGAUGGACAGUAACCUGGACUCUGUCUCUCUCCUCCUCGAUCAUGUCUGCAGCAGGAAGCAGUUCCCUUGUUACACGCAGCAGAUUCUGACAGAGCACUGUAACGAGGUGUGGUUCUGCAAGUUUUCAAACGAUGGCACCAAACUAGCCACUGGCUCCAAAGAUACCACUGUCAUAUUAUGGCAAGUGGACCCGGAGAGCCACCAGUUGAAGUUGCUGCGAACCCUCGAAGGUCAUGCAUACGGCGUCUCCUACUUAGCCUGGAGUCCCGACGACACCUAUCUGAUCGCCUGUGGACCUGACGACUGCUCCGAGCUCUGGCUAUGGACUGUGCAGACGGGGGAGCUGCGGAACAAAAUAUCCCAGUCCCAUGAAGACAGUCUGACCAGCGUGGCCUGGAACCCCGAUGGCAAACGCUUCGUCACCGGGGGACAGAGGGGGCAGUUUUAUCAGUGUGACCUAGAUGGUAACUUGUUGGACUCCUGGGAGGGCGUAAGAGUACAGUGCCUGUGGUGCCUGAAUGAUGGCAGGACAGUGCUGGCGUCAGACACCCACCAGCGUAUCCGGGGUUACAACUUUGAGGACCUUACGGACAGAAACAUAGUUCAAGAGGACCACCCUAUUAUGUCUUUUACUGUUUCAAAGAAUGGAAGAUUAGCUUUGUUAAAUGUAGCAACUCAGGGAGUACACCUGUGGGACCUUCAGGACCGGGUACUGGUGAGGAAGUACCAAGGUGUGACCCAGGGCUUCUACACCAUCCACUCAUGCUUCGGAGGACACAAUGAAGCAUUCAUUGCAAGUGGCAGUGAAGACCACAAAGUGUACAUCUGGCACCGGCGUGGCGAGCUGCCCAUUGCUGAGCUAACAGGCCACACACGCACAGUAAACUGUGUGAGCUGGAACCCAGUCAUCCCCGGACUCAUUGCUUCCGCCUCAGACGACGGCACAGUGCGUAUUUGGGGUCCUGCGCCGUUCCACGACUCGCAAGAGGCGGACGGACUCAACGAGAACUGCAGUAACAUGGACAGUUGAUGGUCACUCAUGGAGCAAAUGACAUCUCUCUUUGACAACAAUCCAAGAAUCCCACAGUGAAACAAAAUCUAAACUGGCAAAUAAAAUCCAACAACAGAAAUGAAGUCAAGAAUAACACAACAAAAGCCACCAAGACAAAAGAGUAAACAAAAAGCGAGACAACUUGUCUCCUGACUGGCCUAGACAAAAUGGUGGAGGUGAUGACGGACACUCUGAAAUUUCAAGUCCUCAUCCAAAACUUGAUCUCUCCAGUCAAUGCCCAGCGGGAAUACGUCCGCCAUCCAGUGGCGAGUUGUGACAGGCUGUUCUCCUCCUCCAACUAACCCUCCUCCCCUCCCCUGUCUCGCUGCAUGGUCACCUGCCAUGCCAGUUCCUCACAGAGUUUCCCAGGAAACCCACCUCCACCUUGAGCUCGGCGCACAUCAAGUUCCUGUGACACCGCCUGACUGACACGGCAGACCCACCAUCUACCUAUUGGACUGCAUUUGUCUGCCUGUUUUGUCUCAAGUUACCUGUAAAAUGUCUCAAUGGACAUGGGUGGGAUGUUUUUGGGGCAGGAUGAUGCGUAGGGAGAUAUAGCAACACUUCUGUAUGUAUUUUUU